Messenger RNA from Penicillium brasilianum, 462 nucleotides. Lineage: Eukaryota; Fungi; Ascomycota; Eurotiomycetes; Eurotiales; Aspergillaceae. The record is from the annotation of a GenBank genome assembly.
AUGACAUAUCAAGACUUCCAAACAGCUUUCGAUCUGUCAGUCGAAAAGUUUCCAGCUCAGUUUGGAACGCUGCAACCCGACCUACACGAGUUCCGUCGUGGAGGAGGGAAGCUUCUAACUUGGCACGGGCUGGCAGAUCAGUACAUUGCUCAUGCGGGCACGGUCAGGUACUGGAACGCUUCUGAAGCGAGCAUGAGCGGAGCCGAGCAGGUCAAUGCGUUCUAUCGUUUGUUCCUGGCCCCCGGGGCAGCACACUGUGGUGGAGGAUCGGGUCCAGUCCCCGUCAACCCGCUCGCGGCAUUGUCAGCUUGGGUGGAGAAUGAUACAGCUCCAGAGACGCUUUUCGCGUCAACUACCAACACCGCUGGACAAAAUGUGACGCGAGAUCUGUGUCCUUAUCCCGCAAAGUUAGUGUAUAGUGGUGGUGAUGCGAAUCAAGCAAGCAAUUUCAUAUGCCGCUGA